AUGUACAGAGAGAUGAAGAUAUGUUGUUUUGUCGAAAAUCGGAGAAGGGUGCUUUUCGACCGGGAAGUCACAGCUUCAAACGAUCUGUUAUCUUUCAUCUCUGGUACUUCUCCAAUUACAGGUUGUGCAGAUGGUUGGAUUUGGCGAGCGACAAAGGAGGGCAUGUAUACAACAAAGUCUGCAUACGAAGUCAUCAAAGGGCUAGGAAACGAGGCUUUGUUGGAGUCUUGUAAUAGGGAAAGGUUGGCGAAAAUCUGGAACAUACAGGCUCCACAGAAGACGAGAGUAACGACGUGGAGAAUCCUCAGGGACCGGCUGCCAACGUGUGAAAAUUUGAGAAAGAGAAAUAUCCCACUUGGAGAGGAGGAGAUUAUGUGUAAUGCUUGUUGUCAACAUUUAGAAACGACAAAUCAUCUGCUUCUGUCGUGCCCGAAGACUGAAAAGGUUUGGAUUGGAAUUCAUUGGUGGCUGGGAAUAAAAGCAGCGUGGCCUCAAUCGGUUGAGGCUCACUUCGAUCUGUUCACAAAUCUUGACAAAGGAAAUGAAGGUCGACUUUUUCUUGCGACAGUUUGGGUUUGUACCACUUGGCUGUUGUGGAAACGACGUAAUGAAAGCAGAUUUGAGGGCAAGAAUUGGGAGAUCAAUGACGUGAUCGAAGAAGUGAAAGUGAGGAUGUGGAGUUGGAACAAGAUCUUUGGACUACUUGAUAAGGAAAUUAGUUCUCAAGCUUGGUUCUCUUGUGUAUUUCCUCUUGCUCUUGUGUAA
This is a messenger RNA of Salvia miltiorrhiza (redroot sage), 765 nucleotides long. RefSeq lists its product as uncharacterized. NCBI's taxonomy places the organism in Eukaryota, Viridiplantae, Streptophyta, Magnoliopsida, Lamiales, Lamiaceae. The coding region runs from base 1 to 765 and encodes 254 amino acids. The transcript has a single exon. The record is from RefSeq and is a predicted model, not a curated record.